GUAAACGUCCUCCACAUCCUCACUCAUUCUCUCUUCUCCAAACCUCUUCCACAUCCUCACUCAUUCUCUCUCUUCUCCAUAUCCUCAUCACAUGGACAUGCUUUGGGUAACUUUGGUAGUGCCUGUACUACUCACAGGCAUUUGGAAACUCUUCCAAAAUCUUGCAUGGAGGCCUUAUGCCCUGACAAGGUAUUUUGAGAAACAAGGUAUAACAGGCCCACCUUACACUUUCAUAUCAGGCUCUCUUGAAGAAAUCAAGGGCCUAAUGAAGCUUGCAAGCGAGACAGUUCUGGACACUCACUCGCAUGACAUCAUCCCACGGAUCAUGCCUCACUACUACAAAUGGUUCUCACUGCAUGGAGAAAUGUUCUUGUAUUGGUUUGGGAGCCGGCCUCGCCUGUUCAUAAUGGAGCCAGAGCUAGCCAAGGAAGUAUUGUCAAAGAAGUCCGAUUUCUACCCCAAGCCCAAGAUUAACCCCUUCUUAGCUGCUGUUAUGGGCAAGGGUCUGGGUGUGGUUGAAGGUGAUGAUUGGGUUAGGCAUCGGAAGAUUGUCGGCCCAGCUUUUCAUGUGGAGAAGCUCAAGGUGAUGACAAAGACAAUGGCAUCAUGUGCACUAUCCAUGCUUGAUAAGUGGCAAGAGCAGGCGAUUCAAACCAAGGAGAAGUAUAAAGAAAUAGAAAUUAGUGAAGAAUUAGAACAGCUUACUGCAGAUAUAAUUUCCCAAACUGCUUUCGGAAGUAGUUUCAAGGAAGGGAAAGAAGUCUUUGAAGUUCAAAAGGAGCUUUUACAACGGGGGGCAGCUUCCAGUACCAAUAUCAUAAUCCCUGGCAGCGAAUAUAUUCCUACUAGGUGGAACAUUCAAACAUGGAAACUCAACAGAAGAGCGAAGAAUACUCUUAAGCGCAUCAUAGAGAGUAAACUGAAUUCAGAGGGCGAAAGAUUCUCAGAUUCCAGGUAUGGGGAUGACCUACUGGGAUUGAUGUUGGGAACGAUGAUGGCCGAAUCCAGUAGAAAUCAAGGUAUUCGGCUUGACAUGGAUGAGAUAAUAGAUGAGUGCAAGACAUUCUUCUUCGCGGGCCACGACACAACUUCUCAUUCACUAACUUGGACUAUGUUUGCGUUAAGCUUACAUAGUGAGUGGCAGGAAAGACUCAGAGAAGAAGUGUUGAGGGAAUGUGGGAUGGAAAUCCCAGAUGCCGACAAGCUCGGCAAACUGAAAUUGGUGAACAUGGUAGUUCUAGAAACGUUGAGGCUGUAUCCCCCAGCAAUCUUAUUGACGAGAAUGGCUUCUAGAGAUAUGAAGUUGGGGGAUAUUUCGAUCCCGAAGGACACCGAAUUAUCAAUUUCACUGGCAAUGAUUCACAGGAACAAGAAGUACUGGGGCGAGGAUGCAAACGAGUUCAAACCGUUGAGAUUUGUAGAUGGGAUUGCAAGGGCAGCGAAGCAUCCGAAUGCUCUAUUGGCAUUCUCAAUAGGCCCAAGAGUAUGCAUUGGCCAGAACUUUGCAAUGAUGGAAGUGAAGACGGUAAUUGCCAUGAUCCUUCAGAGGUUUACUUUCACCCUCUCUCCUCAAUAUAAGCAUGCGCCGAUGGAUAAAAUUACUCUGCAGCCACAGUUUGGACUUCCUAUCCUCCUUCAACCUCUUCAUGGUUAAAAGAGAAACAAAUGUUUAUGAGAGUAUUAUGUAAUCUCCAAUCAAUAAGGCGGGCUACCCAUCGUGUUAAUGAUUUUUAUUACAGUAUUUGGUAUAUGUAUGAAUUUCCAUAUAUUUGAGUCUAAGAGUGCAUAUUUAUGUAGUAGUCAUGUGGAGAACCAUUUUCU
Molecule: messenger RNA, 1821 nt
Organism: Magnolia sinica
Lineage: Eukaryota; Viridiplantae; Streptophyta; Magnoliopsida; Magnoliales; Magnoliaceae
Product: cytochrome P450 709B1-like
Exons: 5
Coding region: 92-1654 (520 amino acids)
Molecular function (GO): monooxygenase activity; iron ion binding; heme binding
Source: RefSeq, a predicted model, not a curated record